AUGAGAUCAGCCAGUAUGCGCCAUCCUGAUGACAAUGGAUCGCCACCGGGCAGAAGCGUGGUAUUCUACGCUACUAAUGAUGACUACUAUCGAAAAGUGAAACGCUUAAAUAUACUCUUUAAGGAUAUUGAAGAAACCUAUAGAGAUUUGAUGAUCGUCUUAUCUGGGGUGGCUGAGACAAAAGAUACACCUGAAAUUAAAACGGCGGUGCAGAUGGAGCGUUAUAUAUUAGUUGAUAAUCUUGAGAACGUUAGGAAUAAAGCUCAAGAAUAUGUAGAACUGGGGAAUAUUUUCGAUGAGUACGCUGCGAUAACAAGAGAGAUUCAAGGCAAAGACAUGACGCCGGCAAGGUCAGCUGAACUGAUUGAAGCUCUGGCGAAUAUACAAGAAAGAUUCAAAGAUAAAGAAGAAUUAGCAUUUGUCACAUUACAAUUAAAAGAUGUAUCGUGUUAUGAAAGAACGCUAAUAAAAGCAAGAAAGUUCGUUCAAAAACUUAAGGCUCAACAACCAACGCCAUCUCAAUCUCUCGAUGAAUCAUUAUCGGGAUUAAACAUCGAAUGCCCGCAAGCAUUCGAAGGAGAUGCAACGGGCGAUAUACAAUUAAUACUCAGCGUCGUAACGAAACCUGUCAUGCCAUCGGAUGCAGAGAAUGAAGUGAUGCGGCAAUUCCAUGACGAUCAGGAUCUCCUAACAACGGUGGAUAAAAUUAAGCCAGAAACAAAGCAAAGAGACGAUGUUGUACACGGGUGUUUAAUGAAAGGCUCUGAUACAGAAACAGUCACUACUGCCUCCCAUUUAAAUAUUAAUUUGGCUCCCGAGUAUAUACAGUAUAAGAACGACCUGUACACUGACGAUUUGAAAAUGAUCAGCUAUGUAUGGGACAUUUAUAACCGUUACAACGCUAUCAGUGACACUCUGAUCAAGAUAGGUCCAAAGGCACCCCAAGCAGCAAUAUUCGUAGGGGAGCAACAGAGACUAGCGUCAGCGUUCGAAGACUACGCACCACUAUUGGAGACGAUACCAUCAGAGGGGAUUAAUGGAGAAGCAUUGUCUAUGUUGUCUCAUUUACGGUCAUUAAAAGGCAUUAUAAAGGCAGCAAGCAUUUCUGAUAACGACAAUAUAAGCGUUGAGUACGCGGAUUCAUCGAAGUCAAAUCCUAGUGCCCAAUAUGCGCAGGACAACUCUGCUGCGAGUGAUGACACCAUUGCUCCAAUUUCUUCAACGAUACCUUGUAACCCUACGCCAAUUGUGAUCAUAUCGUCACCGAAUACAAGCACCUAUAAUGAAUCCACGGCUGAAUUGAAGGAUGUCGUUGGAUUAGGGGCACCACAGGAAUGUGAGAGAGUCAUCAUUACGUGCGCUACAAAACCCGUCUCUUCAGGAUUUGUGGCAUUGAGUACCAAUGUUAUGCACAAUGUUAGCGCUUUAUGUGUCAUAGGAACUCUGAUUUCGGGUAUCCAUAUAUAA
Molecule: messenger RNA, 1467 nt
Organism: Babesia ovata
Lineage: Eukaryota; Apicomplexa; Aconoidasida; Piroplasmida; Babesiidae
Product: chromosomal replication initiator, putative
Exons: 1
Coding region: 1-1467 (488 amino acids)
Source: RefSeq, a predicted model, not a curated record